Molecule: messenger RNA, 339 nt
Organism: Paramuricea clavata
Lineage: Eukaryota; Metazoa; Cnidaria; Anthozoa; Malacalcyonacea; Plexauridae
Source: the annotation of a GenBank genome assembly
AUGAGAAAAUACAAAAAAGUUAUUGGAUCUAAAAAGAAAAGGUAUGGGGACUAUACACAAGAUGCUAUUAAGAAUGCAAUUGUUCCAAUUCAUGAAGGUAAUAUGUCAAUUCGUGAAACUUCAUUGUCAUUUAACAUUCCUAAGUCAACAUUACAUCGUAAACUUAAAGGAAUUCAAAUGAGACCUAUUGGCCACCCACCAAACUUGUCCCCUGAGGAAGAAAGAUCUUUUGUAAAACAUCUUAUUGUGGUAGCAGAGUGGGGGUUUCCUUUUUCAAAUCUAGACUUAUGCUUGAUGGUGAAAGCCUAUUUGGAUAAAGCUAACCGCCGAGUAAACUGA